CAGCGUUUCAGGUCUUUCCAGGUGCGUUCAACGACCUUUUCUGUAGCGUAGUUCAUAGGGCUGAAUAUUAAAAAGGAAUAAAUUAGCGCGUUCCAUGAUUCGCGGGGAUGUAAUUCGACAACAAAAAAGAAGACGUUAAACUUCGGCCCGUUCCUUUGCCACCUGAGGAGUAAAAACGAGCCAUAUGGCUGUGAUUUUGGCUGCUUUAAUGUUGACGUGCUCCGGACUGUGGGACAAGUGCUUCCAAGCUGACGCUCAGACUGUGGUGGAUCAGGACAGGUUUAAGGAGCAGGUGCUCUACUUGGGGCAGGAGCCUCCAUAUCGGUUGUAUUGCCCCAUAGAAUCUGUUUGGCCCCAGAGUACCCCCCAACUGGAUAUUGUAUGGCUUAAGGACUCUGUGCACCUCCACAAUAAGGAGGGCCGAACCUACCUGGACCUCCCCAGCCUGGGCUUUGAGGAUCAAGGGAAUUAUACCUGUAUGGAAAAAGACAACGAUACAACCUCAUUUACUGUGCGCCUCAUAGUCAGGGAGGCUCCGUGCUCCCAAGUCCCUAAAUAUCAUCCUGAUGGAGGCCUGACAAGCCUUUGGGGAAAAGUGGGCUCCACCGUGAAAAUGAACUGCACUGCUCUUCUUCUGCGGGCAACAAAUGAGGAGCAAUGUAACUCUACGCUGCAGUGGAUUAAAGAUGGCAAACCACUUACCAACGACACAGUUUAUGUGCAGAAUACCUCCUCAUGGUCCCCUGGUGAUGGCCACUUGUUGGUGAGCAGUCUGCUGGUGAUCACCAUCAGGGAGCUGGAUGAUUUUGGUCUGUACAGCUGCACAAUGAGGAAUACCUCAUCUGACUUCAGCCUACAGAAUGCAAGCAGCCCCAGCCACACAGCAGCUGUUAUUGCAGCCAUCGUUCUCCUCCUCUUACUGGCCGUAGCUGUGAUUGUAUACUCCAAGUGUCACCUCAACAUCAAGCUGUGGUACAGGAACUUGUACGGAGACUACGAAAUCAAUGAUGGUAAAUUAUAUGAUGCCUACAUCUCCUACGUCAACAAUGACUAUGACAGGAAGUUUGUCAACUUUAUUCUUAAGCCUCAUUUGGAGAAAAGUGGUUACAAGCUGCACCUAAACUCCAACGACAUCCUGCCUGGCUCAGAACCACCUGCUGAGCUGCUAAUGAGCAUGAGUCGCUCUCGCCGGCUUAUUGUGGUGCUUUCCUACGCUUACCUUGAGCAGGACUGGUGUUCCAAUGACUUCAGACAGGGCCUCCUACACUUGUUACAGUUGUGCCAGCAGCCCAUGCUGAUUCUGUUAGAAGGCCAGUACAAGCGCAUGAGGUCUGAGAUCAAGAAGCAGCUCAGUGCGCAUCAGCACUGCCUCACCAUUCUCACCUGGAGGCACAACUCCGUGACUCCGUCCUCAACCUUCUGGAAGGAGCUGGCAUUAGCAAUGCCUCGUCAUGUGUCCAUUCACAGAGCAUCUGCAGGCGACCCUCAGACGGUUCUACAGGACGAUAAGGACCCUAUGCUGACCCUUAACCCAGACUACCUGGACUGCAGCUCAGACACUGACCCAGCAGGAGACUUGGGGCUGCACCUCCCCAUGUACAAGGCUCUGUCCCGUAAAGCUCCCGUCCUGCCUGCUGCUCCCAUUACAGGGCCGGAGCCCAAGCCCUCAGACAUUGAUGUGUCCGAUCUGGGAUCACGGAACUAUGGAACACGUUCAGACUUUUACCACCUAGUCACAGAACAGGACGUGUGAUCCUUAACGGUCUCUGAACAUUUUUAAAAACAAACAACAACAAAAGCUUCAGCGGUCUCUAUUAUGAUUACAUAGCAUCUAUAAUUAGCAAUUAGCCAAAUGUUUUCAAGCUUGUUUUUAAGUGGUGGGUUCCACAUACAAAGAAAAUGUUUUAUUUACAGAAUUUUUUUUAAAGAUUGUUUUGUAUUUUAUGAUGGUGUCAAAUUUGUCAAUUGAGGAAAGUGGUAAUGUGUGUACAUAAAUUUUAAAAUUGAAAAUCAGCUGAGAUCUCUACUUGCUUUCCCAGCAGAGGGCAGUGCAAUGUCAGAUAAGAAUUGCAUUUAUUUAUUUUUAACCAUUCGUCUGCAGUUGACAUUGUAGAGAUGGUUGGAAUUAAAUGCAGUAGUGUCUUCCAAGAAUAUCUGAACCAAGCACAGAUGGUCACAGUCCAAUCAGGUGAGACGGUGCCACAACAUGUGAUGUCUGUCUGCGUGCAGCAAGAACUGAGAUAAUCACGCAGUCUGAAUAGGUAUGAGACGUUCUCAGACAGUGGAAGUAAUGUCUGUCCUUGUGCAGUGAUAAUUACCCGCAGAUAAAUAGUCCAGUAAAGCUGCAACAAAGAAAGUUCUGUUGUCAUUCCUGUCUGAGCAUGAGCAAAUAGGGCGUGGUGUGCAUUUCACCACGUUAGUCUCACUUUAUUGACUGAAAAAAUAUCCAGGUGAUGCGUCUGCCAGCACACAACAAAAGCAAACAAAACAGCCAUCAUUUGUAAAAUUACAGAAACACAUUAUUGUUGGAAAUGACACAGUGAUAUUUGCAAUUUACAGUUUCCAUCAGAAGAUAAUGGAGUUUUGAAGAAAUGCUAAAGCUAAAUUUUAAAGGGUUACGCUGUAAUUUUUCAACCUAGGCUUUAUUUUUAGGUGUUUUUAGGGGUCAUGUUUUCACUCGGGACAAACACGAUGUUAAAUAGAACGCAAACACUUCACAGACUAAAUGACUAUACAAUGUUGGUACACAGGGCAGGCUAAAACACUCUCAGCAAACUGUUUAAUGCUAAUGAAUAGAAGUGUCUGGCAGCAUGCACAGGAACAUUAAGGUUAAUGAUAGCAUGUUUACCUCACUAAAGGUAAAGAAAUGAUUAACAAUGACUAUUGUUAAGGUAAUCUGUAGUUUUAAAAGUUUGCACACAUUUAUCUCUGAAGGGAUCCUAUCCAGUCUACUGCACACUUCAGUGGCACUUUCGCCUAUUCAGUGGUGACAAGACGCUGUUUACUGUAAGCUUUGUUAGACUGAGGGGUGUAAUUGCAUUAUGUAGCUGACAGUGUUUAUUCUCUAAAUCAGUCAUGGACCUGUUGAAGUUUGUUUUGUCCCGAGUGGAAAAGAUGCAUUUAAAAACAGCCUAGACUGAAAAAUCUAGGUUUCCCUUUGACAAUGACAAACUGUACUACACCAACAGGGACAAAACAUCAGCUAAUUCUAAAGUCAAUAAUCUCUCACAUCUUAAACAUUGCAUAUUGAGAAUAUGCUUUCACUCAUGUUAAAAAAAAUACAUUAAUCACAGAAACAUUAAUGAAAUACAACACAAAUGGCACAUAGUUUUGUAUGACAGUAAUAAAAUUUGAAGAGUCAAAUUACAUAAAGC
Molecule: messenger RNA, 3374 nt
Organism: Thalassophryne amazonica
Lineage: Eukaryota; Metazoa; Chordata; Actinopteri; Batrachoidiformes; Batrachoididae
Gene: sigirr
Product: single immunoglobulin and toll-interleukin 1 receptor (TIR) domain
Exons: 10
Coding region: 185-1753 (522 amino acids)
Biological process (GO): signal transduction
Source: RefSeq, a predicted model, not a curated record